AUAGUAAGACAGAAAUGUCUCAAGCUAAUGGCCGCGAAGGAGAUGAAUGCAUCGCAGUUUUUCAAGCAUUUCUUGAAGAGCACCACAGGGAAGACAUCACGAGCGUUCUUGUCGCUGACGAUCCUACUGGCCAGUAUUGUGUCGUGGUGAACGCAUUAGAACUGUUUGAUUCCAACAUCGAGGUCAGCCAAAAACUGCUAGCAGCUCCGAACAAGAUGUUGCCUUUGUUUGACGGCGCUCUAGCCCAGGCGGCUGUGUCCAUUAUGCAGGAAAAUGCAACGCAGAUGUCCAUGUCGUUCAAGUCGCAUUUACACGUGAGGUUGUCUAACCUUCCGAUCUGUCCUGAACUUCGCAGAGAUAAGAUUCCCAAGACGUCAGACAUCGGCAGAUUUCUUGCUCUUUCAGGUGGGGUAACCGGUUGGUCAGGAGCGGUUGGGUUCCAUGGGUUAUUUUAUCCCCCGGCCUCCCCCUCCCCUCUUUCUCACCUGACCUACGGCUACAUGUACCAUCCUGUUAACACAGUCUUGCAUCCAUUGAUAAUUCUGCAGAGUCGCUGUGACCUUGAAGUUGUUCUCAAGGCAAAUCACUUGUCUGUCAACAAUGAGCAAAGAGCUGGCGUUCUUGUCACUGAAGAACUGAAGCGAGAGUUUGCCGAGUUUUGGGGGAGAUAUAAAGAUGCCCCCCUCCAAGGUAGAAACCACAUUCUCUCCAGCUUUUGUCCGCAGGUUUAUGGCUUGUAUGCUGUUAAACUUGCGGUUGCCUUGGUUCUCAUCGGUGGUGUGCAGAGAGUGGAUGCUUCUGGGACCCGGGUGAGGGGAGAGUCGCAUUUGCUGUUGGUUGGAGACCCAGGUACAGGAAAAUCUCAGUUCCUAAAGUAUGCGGCCAAAAUCAUACCUCGUUCAGUCUUGACUACUGGAAUCGGUUCAACUAGUGCUGGGCUGACUGUGGCCGCUGUGAGAGACUCAGGAGAGUGGCAGCUUGAAGCUGGGGCCUUGGUUUUAGCAGAUGGUGGCCUGUGCUGUAUUGACGAGUUUAACAGUAUCCAAGAACAUGACAGAACAUGUAUUCAUGAAGCUAUGGAGCAACAGACGAUCAGUGUAGCUAAAGCAGGAAUGGUUUGCAAACUCAGCACAAGAACAACAAUUUUGGCAGCCACGAAUCCCAAAGGGCCGUACGACCCUUCUGAAUGUCUUAGUGUAAACAUUGCCGUGGCGAGUCCGUUGUUAAGCAGAUUUGAUCUCCUUCUGGUCUUACAUGAUGCCAGAAAUGAAGAGUGGGAUAGGAUCGUAUCAUCGUUCAUUUUGGAAGGAAAGGGCCUGCGCACAGCAGCCUCCUCGUCAGAGCCGCUUUGGAGCAUGGAAAGAAUGCAGGCGUACUUCUGUUACGUCAAAACUCUUAAGCCUCAACUUACAGCAGAGAGUACAAGAAUUCUGAGCCGGUACUAUCAUUGUCAGCGGCAAGCCGACCUGCGCAAUGCAGCACGGACCACCAUCAGAUUAUUGGAAAGCCUAAUAAGGUUAGCGCAGGCGCAUGCGCGCUUGAUGUUUCGCGAAUUCGUCACCGUUCAGGACGCCAUUGUGGCUGUGACAUGCGUAGAGUGCUCGAUGCAGAACAGCGCCUUAUUAGGAAGUAUGAACGCGCUGCAUACGAGAUUCCCGGAUGAGCCUCAAGAGGAGUACUCGCGCCAGGCCAAGCUCGUUCUAAAGCGGCUGAACCUUGAAGACAUGGUUGGAGCUAUUGACGUAAUGCAGUCCAUGGAAAAUGGAGGCAAAGCUGAUAAUGAUGCCGAGAACAACUUACAAUCAAGGAGUGUUAACCUGACAAAGGACAAAGACAAAGAGCCAAGCUCUUCAACUGAUGAAAAAAACGAUAGAGUUGCUAACGACAACGACAUUUCUAAUGAUUUUUCUGGCUUCGCCUCUCCCGAGCAGUUAACAGGGGUGUUUCCA
Orbicella faveolata is the source of this 1949-nucleotide messenger RNA. RefSeq names its product DNA helicase MCM9-like. Gene Ontology annotation, biological process: double-strand break repair via homologous recombination. The record is from RefSeq and is a predicted model, not a curated record. Lineage: Eukaryota; Metazoa; Cnidaria; Anthozoa; Scleractinia; Merulinidae. Gene Ontology annotation, molecular function: ATP binding; single-stranded DNA helicase activity; ATP hydrolysis activity. Gene Ontology annotation, cellular component: MCM complex; nucleus.